AUGGACGACGACAGCCGCAUGAGUGAGACGUCGAGCGUUCGCAACCGCGGGCAGCGGCGAGCAGCGUCACCACUGGGAGAUUUGGACGCCGCGGUCUCGCUCUCUGCGUCGCACAUCCGGCCGAAACUGCGUUGCAACGCGUGCUGGGAGCCGAUCCUUCCCGACGCGCAGUCUGCCGAGACGUGCUACCGGACGAGCUGCGGGCAUUUGUUCUGCGAAAAAUGCGCAUAUAAGCAUUUCGGCCAGGGAAGGCUGCAGUGUCCUACAUGCAGCGUCGAUCUUAACCAAGCGCGUGGCGGGAUCUCGGAGACCACAAUACAUGGCGUAGCGGAUUCCAAAAGGACUGAGGUGCUGCAUUACCGAGCUUGUUAA
Molecule: messenger RNA, 372 nt
Organism: Phytophthora nicotianae INRA-310
Lineage: Eukaryota; Oomycota; Peronosporomycetes; Peronosporales; Peronosporaceae
Exons: 6
Coding region: 1-372 (123 amino acids)
Source: RefSeq, a predicted model, not a curated record